This is a messenger RNA of Rana temporaria (common frog), 863 nucleotides long. RefSeq names its product nodal homolog 3-C-like. Lineage: Eukaryota; Metazoa; Chordata; Amphibia; Anura; Ranidae. Gene Ontology annotation, biological process: BMP signaling pathway; SMAD protein signal transduction. Gene Ontology annotation, cellular component: extracellular region. The transcript has a single exon. Bases 115 to 753 code for a protein of 212 amino acids. Gene Ontology annotation, molecular function: growth factor activity; cytokine activity; type I activin receptor binding. The record is from RefSeq and is a predicted model, not a curated record.
GAUAAUCGCUGGUCAGUGAGUUUUGACCUCACACCUAUCUCCAAAGGGGAUGAUCUAAGAUUGGUUGAGCUUCGAGUUCUUCUCCCACCAUUUGAAACCCCCACCACAAUCACUAUGGAGAUCUUCCACACUGAAAAUGGACAGGAUGGAAUCUUCUUGGGGUCAAUCAUGAAAAGCAUGACAGUGAGUCACCAUUCUGCCUGGAAAAGCUUCAAUGUGACCGAUCUGAUGGGACAGUAUCUUCACUGGGGAAAUAAACUUGCCAAUAAUAAAGACACACAUGCUAGAGGAAAUGCUCACAGUGCUGCAGUAUCUCAUUCUGGAAAUCCCAAAACACUAAUUAACAAAUCUCUUCAGAAGAGAUCCACAAAUCAAGCAAUCAUUGUAUUUUUCAGUAAGGACAAGCCAUUUUCAAAGCCAGAGUCUCCAGGCCUGAUCAUGAAAUUGUCAGAAAGCUCUCCAAAGAUGGCUGGGUUCCGGAGACAAAGACGAAACAGAAACAGGCAAUUAAUUACUCCAUCCGUCACUCAUGCCAUGCCAGAAGAAAAGCAAGAACCUUUAUGUAGAAAGGUUGACAUGAUGGUAGAUUUCAAGGAGCUUGGAUGGGACAGUUGGAUUGUCUAUCCCAAAAAAUACAACGCCUACCGGUGUGAAGGAAGCUGCCAUACCCCACUAAAGGGCCCCGCCACGACAACAAUCUAUAACUACGUUAAGGUGAGAAAUGUUUGCAUUGCUACCUCCUAUCCCCACUAAAAACAUGUUUUUAUUUAAGGGAAACUGCAGUUUUAGUGUUUUUAUACAUGUGGAUAUUAGCACUAAUCAAUGAAUAUGAUAGUUUAUGUGUAUCAUUUUGAAAUAUAUAC